AUGCCAGACACCCGUGCAAUGGAAAUUGAGCAGCUCAAGCAGCAGAUCGCUGAGCUUACUAAUUUGGUUAGAGGUAACUCGAAUACAUAUCAAGUACCCGACCCCAUAAAACAGUUAUCGGAGUUCUCCGGUAACAAAAAUGAAUUAACUAUGUGGCUCGACGAAGUCGACCAGUUGUACAACACAUUUAAAGUCAAGGGACAAAACGGUGCCCCUGACUCAAUGAACGCCUACUAUAUACAGGCAAUUAAGAACAAAAUCAAAGGCGAUGCGCGCCAAAUUUUAUGCGUGAAUGGAAAUCCCGCCACCAUUCCAGACAUCAAGAAAGUGCUUUUACAGCACUACGGCGAUCAGCGAGAUAUCGCCACCAACAUAAACAUUAACGGUAAUCAUAGUUCAAGUAAUACCAAACCAAACUCUGCUCCACUCCAGAAAUUUAAACCCAUCAGCAAGUUUACACAAAAACCCGCAUCGUCCCACACAAACCGUAAGAUUGAAAUGAAUUCCAAUUUAGUGCAAUCGGAUGACGAGUCCGAUGACGAUGAACACAACGACGGCAACGCUGUCGGCGAAGAACAUGAUCCCGAACAACAGAUAGACGAACUAAAUUUUCAGAUGCUAGAAUACAUAGAAGAAGCUAUAGAUUUGGCCAGGCGCAAUAUACCGAGCAGCCGAAUCAUCAGUUUGGCGGAGCUGGAAGCAGUACAGCAGUUCCUAGUGCACCAGGGUCUGGAAACAACUCUUGUAGAAAACGUUCUGGAUAUCGCUAGCGCUUAUAUUAUCUACAACAAAGACACUAUCGUAUACAUCCUUAAAGUACCCCGAGUCAAGAAUGCGGAAUAUACCUUGAACUACGUUGAAUCAAUAAAAUGUCCGAAACAAUUCGCUAAUACUAUGACAAAAUCAAUCGAUCGCAUAACCCGUGGAAUACGAUCUGCAAUUAAACAUUGUGCUGAUGAAACCAACGGAGAAGACGUAGAAGGACUCAGACACGACAUUCGAAACGCCCCUUUUCAUGCGUUUGGUGUUCAUGAUGACUGUAGGUCAUAUUUUUGUAAGAAUAAACAGGAUGUGACAGAAUCCCAGAACAUAGUAUUGGAAUUUCAAUCUCAUGGGAUAUGGGAUAAGAUAACUCUGGCGGUGGAAAAAUCCGCUGCUAAGGCAGAGUUUUUCAGUGAAAACAGGACAAGCAACUUGGUUGAAAACUUAUAUUGUAGAUUGAGUAAAUACAAUGUAGGAAAACGCGUCGACACAAUGAGUAGAGGAUCCUACCAAAGAAGAGUUUUCAUAACAGUACUUCAGCAUAAUGAAGGUUACAAAUGGCACGACGAAUAUAUGUAUCGAUACACUGGAGAACGUCCUGGAUAUUGGUUGAGAAGAAUGUUUCAAAGGAAAAAUGCAGCAUACAUGUGCACGAAAAAAAUUCAGAGUAGCCCGGGUUUUGUAAGGCGCAAACCUGUUGCUUAUGAGGAGAUCGAAAGGGACUAUGGAGAAGAUGCAGUCGACGCAGCAGAGCAAAAUAUGAGUAUCGAAAUCGAUAUUCUAGCAUUAAAAAAGAAAUACGAGAUGAGCGAAUCUUCAAAACAAUUGUUACUAUCUGAUCUGACAAUGGCUCAAAUGGAAGAAUUUGCGUUCGGGCGAAUACUAUCCAAAUAUGUUCCAGAAAUAAUAGGCUCAAGAGAGUCUACAAAGAACAAAAAAUGUGAGUUUAUAUUGCAAACCACAAAUACCUGGAAUUUUCUCAAGAGUAAUCGUCAUAUUAUCGGCCUCUUGCUGCGGUCAUUGAGAGACCGACAUUCCAUCGUAAUGGGUGGAACCAGGAUGUUCGUUGACUCAUGUCAUAAUUAUCUGUGUUGUGUGCCAGACGCUAUCUCUGAAGAUGGUUCAACAGUGCUACUUUUGAAAAAAGACCAACGAAAAGUGAAGAAAAUUACCAUAAAAAACCCUGAGUAA
Molecule: messenger RNA, 1953 nt
Organism: Armigeres subalbatus
Lineage: Eukaryota; Metazoa; Arthropoda; Insecta; Diptera; Culicidae
Exons: 7
Coding region: 1-1953 (650 amino acids)
Source: RefSeq, a predicted model, not a curated record